Messenger RNA from Glarea lozoyensis ATCC 20868, 300 nucleotides. Its product is annotated as dsRNA-binding protein. The record is from RefSeq and is a predicted model, not a curated record. The transcript has 3 exons. The coding region runs from base 1 to 300 and encodes 99 amino acids. NCBI's taxonomy places the organism in Eukaryota, Fungi, Ascomycota, Leotiomycetes, Helotiales, Helotiaceae.
AUGUCCUACAGCAGUUAUAGCUCCAAUACAAGCAACAGAUCAUGGGUAGAGAAGCUUGAAGUUAAAUGCCGUGAAAUGGAUUUUCAAAUUCCAGAUUAUCAAAUCGUAUCUGAUAGACGAGGAGGAAGAACUGCUUGGUCCAGCACCGUUACCGUCCAGGGACAAACCAUCCCUGCGAGAUAUUGGUACGACGGGCAAUAUGUCAAGAACGCCAAAGAAGACGCAGCAGAAGUUGCCUUGAAGCAAAUCGAGGCAUCUUCACCAAGCUCACCAUCUCAAAGUCGAUCAGGAUGGUGCUAA